Molecule: messenger RNA, 577 nt
Organism: Marmota flaviventris (yellow-bellied marmot)
Lineage: Eukaryota; Metazoa; Chordata; Mammalia; Rodentia; Sciuridae
Product: olfactory receptor 52P1-like
Biological process (GO): G protein-coupled receptor signaling pathway
Cellular component (GO): plasma membrane
Molecular function (GO): olfactory receptor activity; G protein-coupled receptor activity
Source: RefSeq, a predicted model, not a curated record
CACAAAGACAGAGGGCAGCUGCACCAUGGAACCAGCCAAUAAAUCCGAAAUAUCUCCAAGCAGCUUCUUGCUGAUGGGCAUCCCAGGGCUAGAGCACUUGCACGUCUGGAUUGGGAUUCCCUUCUGUUCCAUGUAUGUGGUGGCUGUGGUGGGGAACGUGACCAUCCUGGCUGUGGUGAGGGCAGAGCGAAGUCUCCACGAGCCCAUGUUUCUGUUCCUGUGCAUGCUCUCAGUGACUGACCUGGUGCUGUCCACUUCCACGCUGCCGCGCAUGCUCUGUCUCUUCUGGCUGGGAGCCCACCACAUAGCCUUUGAUGCUUGCCUGGCUCAAAUGUUCUUCAUCCACAGCUUUACUGCCAUGGAAUCAGGCUUCUUCUUGGCCAUGGCCAUUGACCGGUACGUGGCCAUCUGUGAACCACUGCGCCAUGCCACAAUUCUCACCCACAAUCGCAUUGCCAAAAUGGGAGCUGCUGUGCUGGUGCGGGGAGUAGCCUUCUUUUCCCCACACCCCAUCCUGCUCAAGCAGCUCCCCUACUGCAGAACUCGAAUCAUCGCACACACCUACUGCGAGUUCAUG